AUGUACGAAGGGAUUGACAACCUGAAAUCCCUUUACGACCGUGCCGGGAAGACUUUCUCCGGCGGUCCUUCUGCGGCACAGGAUGUGUCGCGUCGUACUGCUCGACCAGACCCAGUACGUCAACCAUCAAUUGGGAGCGGGGCUCCCAAGAAUCCCAGGACGGGGGAUAGCCGCGCCACCGGACGAGGUAACUCGUCCGACGUCCGUUCACGUCGCGGUGGUUCAACAGCUGCUCUACUAGAUAGCGCUGGCCACCGCGAGAGUCCUCUAAUGGAGGUGGAGGAGGAGGAAAGACGCUCUCCACACGAUCAUGUGGAUCGGUGUGUUCCCGAGAGCUUCUUUGAUCGCGUAACGCAAGGGUUACGCGACGAUCUCGAGCAUGAGCGGGACACGCGUCUCCAGAUGGUGGACACUGCCUCGAAGCAUCGAGCUGAGUUUGCCUUUGCUCAGCUUGAGAACGAGAGAUCUCUGACAUCUCUUCGUGACGAGCUAAGGGUAGCUCGUGGGAUUGUUGAUCGGUCUCGGGCUGAGAUAACUGCUCUUCAGACCCUUGUUGAUGCCCACCAUCGGGAGCACAAGGCUCUCUGCGAGAUGCUUGAGCGCAAGGGCGUUCUUCAUCGGAAGAAGCAGCGUACUGAUGGUACGGCUUAA
Molecule: messenger RNA, 651 nt
Organism: Peronospora matthiolae
Lineage: Eukaryota; Oomycota; Peronosporomycetes; Peronosporales; Peronosporaceae
Source: the annotation of a GenBank genome assembly